AUGUCCCUCACCUCCACCUCCUACACCUCCCUCGAAGACCUUACCACGGCCAAGAUCGCGCGAUCAAGGCCAAAAACCUCGCAUGGUCGAAGCUACAUAGCCGGUGGCUACUACUUCUACGACGACUACAGAAACCUUACCUACUUUAUCAGAGAAGGCGUAGUACCAUACAGUGAACGGAACGAAUCAGAAGGUCGUGUGCCGAGGACCAUGAAUCCCAUUAGCUACGACGGUCCUUCAGUCUUCUACGCUUACUUUGAUCAGAAAAUGAACUCGAUCUUCGCCAUUAACUACGUUGAUCAGAUCAAAAGUGAGAUAUAUGUUGGGUAUAGGCCAGAUGCGUUUGAGUUUAAACAAAGAAUCAAGCCUUAUCAACCGGUAAAUUUGGAAGAUUUGAGGAAGAAGGAAAAUGAAAAACGGAAAUGUAUGUCUAUGCCACAGUUAUGUGGGGAUAUGAAGGAGAAUUGUAAGUUUACUUUGUAGAAGUUGUCAAAAAUGAGGGUGAUGAUUUAAAAUAGCAUUUUUAUCAAAAAAAAUGGCAUUCUUUACCGAAAAAUGCGAUGUUCUACCACAACAAGGCCGGAAAAAACACUUUUUUUAAAUGAUAUCUAGUUCAUUUUUACGUCAUAUAGCUUUUACUGUACCUUAAAACAUAGUAAAACACCCUCAAACUUCAAAAACACUUUUUACCCCGCCCCAACUUUCAGUUAUGCCCCGCCAAAAGAAGUACUCAGUAGUCGAAAACGUUAAAAUCCAAACCAACCCAGCUAAUUUUGUAAUUCGACGAAAGAUAUCAACCCCCUCUUCAACAUCUACAGUACUCACCACACCUUCAAACACGUCUACAGCCCGUAGUACGGUGUCAACCACCUCUGUGCAAUAUAAAACCGAUCUUAGUGUUGGUUCAUCACACUUGAACCCGCUUUACACUAUACAACGCCAGUUCGACGAACAUUCCGUGGAAACGAACGAAACCGGCUACGAAAGCGAGGAUUCUGAAGGUAAGGGUUGGUAAUCUGAGUAGAUAAUCUUAUGACGGUAUUCCUGUCUCUUUGGCUUUAUAUUAUAUUAGGUUGUUCAACUAAUUCUGGGCCCCUGUCAAAGCCGAUUUGCUUGGUUAAGGGGCGCAGAACUAUUUGAACAACUUAAUAUUAAACUUCUAUUUAGCAUCCCUUUCUUUUGUACACCCAUAUAGUGACUAUACUUUACAAUACCAGCCUUACCUCAACUCUUUUCAGUAGCCAGAUCUCGCCGCACUCCCGACCUCCUAGGCUCAGAAUCCCCAAAACGUGCCCCAACGUUCCGCCAAAUCUACGUUCCGCAGAAAGUGUCCAUGCCCUCGAAUCACCCCAAAUCAAAGUCCGAGGAGCUGUAUUCAACUUUAGAAUCGAUCAGUGAAGAUCCGGCGGACGAUGACAAAGGUAGUGCCACUCGCUUAACAGUACCAGUCCGAUCGCUUCGGUGGCUCAAGUUUAUUUCGAAUUAA
Molecule: messenger RNA, 1486 nt
Organism: Bursaphelenchus okinawaensis
Lineage: Eukaryota; Metazoa; Nematoda; Chromadorea; Rhabditida; Aphelenchoididae
Source: the annotation of a GenBank genome assembly